AUGUCGUUCCUCACAGAAGUCGUUGCCCGUCGUAUGGCACUCACUUCCCGAGUCGCCGUCGUCCAGGCCCCGCGACAGUUCACCACCUCGACGCGCCUGCAAAAGUCCGUCACAGAAACUGCGAAGGACACAUUGAAGACCGUCGACCGUAAGGUCUCGGAUAAGCUGGUUGAUGGCAUCAACGCUGGCGCAAAUGCCGCCCAGAAAGUCACUGGUUCCGAGGUUGCAGGCAAGGUCAAAGGCUCCGCUCAAGAGAUUCGUGGCGAGGCCAAGGGCAAGGCCGCCGAGCUGAAGGGCGAGGCUAAGGGUGUCGCCAACGAGGCAGCCGGCAAGGCCAAGGGUGCCGCUGAGAAGCUCUAA
Messenger RNA from Neoarthrinium moseri, 360 nucleotides. RefSeq lists its product as uncharacterized. Bases 1 to 360 code for a protein of 119 amino acids. NCBI's taxonomy places the organism in Eukaryota, Fungi, Ascomycota, Sordariomycetes, Amphisphaeriales, Apiosporaceae. The transcript is spliced from 2 exons. The record is from RefSeq and is a predicted model, not a curated record.